This is a messenger RNA of Theobroma umbraticum, 1818 nucleotides long. RefSeq names its product DELLA protein RGL1-like. Lineage: Eukaryota; Viridiplantae; Streptophyta; Magnoliopsida; Malvales; Malvaceae. The record is from RefSeq and is a predicted model, not a curated record.
AUGACAAGUUUCCAUAAUUCUAAGAUGGCAAGCGGCUUAUUCUCUUUCAGUACUCCAUUAGACUUCAAUGGAAUCCAAGGAAGUUACAAUCUUCAGGAUUAUGAGAAAGAGGCAGCUGUUAUAAAAGGCAAAGAGGACCAUUUGUUUGGAGUCCAGGAAAUUGGAGAGGAAAGAGACUAUGAUCCUCUUUUUCCUGAAUAUGGCCUUUACGAUCAAGAGAAUGUAGCAAAGAAACCUGUAGAUCAAGGAGAACAACAGCAACAGCUGGGACAAGCAACCAAGUUAGAUUAUUUGGUUGAAUUCGAUUUCAGCUCUGCUUUCUCAACAAAUCUGGCAUUCCAAGAGUUUCCAAGGCAAGAAAAUAUCCAAGAACUAGUCAAACCCAUCAAGGAGAUACCGUCGUCAUUUUACUUGUCAUCUCUGGAACUCCUUAGUAAUUGUGGAAACAGUUUCAAAAAAUUGAAAAUGGGCAAAUCCAGCGGCACUGGCAAUGAAACUAAUGCACUUGGCCACAACAAACUUUCAACAGAGGAGAUCAUGAGGGUAGCUGGAGCAAGAUAUGUUCAAUUUUCUGACCAGAGGUACGAUGAUUUUUCCAUGGUUAUGCAUCCAUUUGGUCACGCUCUCUCCGGUUUGUCGGCUGACGAGACAAAAGAUGUGGAGCUUGUGCAUUUACUCCUGGCAGCGGCAGAGAAAGUAGGAUAUGAACAAUUUGAACGUGCUAGCAGAUUGGUUUCUCGUUGUGAAUGGAUUGCGUCUGAGAGAGCCAAUCCUGUUCAGAGAGUCGUCUACAAUUUUGCUGAAGCUCUUCGAGAGAGGAUUGAUAAAGGAACGGGAAGGAUCAUAUCAAAGGAGUUGGAAUCAAAAGUGAAGAAUGAAAUUGAUCACGGGUUGAGUACUAACGUUACAUCAGUCUCAGUUCACCAGUACAUUCCAUUUGUCCAAGUAAUGCAAUUCACAGGUAUACAAGCCAUUAUAGAAAACGUUGCAUCUGCAAGUAAGAUCCAUGUAAUCGAUCUUCAAAUCAGGAGCGGAGUUCAAUGGACGGGCUUGAUGCAAGCUCUGGCAGAGCGUGAACAGUGCCGGGUUGAGCUCCUCAAGAUAACUGCCGUAGAACUAGUAGGGAAUCAGAAGAUAGAGGAGUCUGGAAAGAGGCUGGAAAGUGUUGCUGCAUCCUUAAACUUACCGUUUUCAUUUCGUGUAACUUAUGUUGACGACAUGAAAGAUAUCAAGGAAGAAUUAUUCAAUAUCGGGAGCGAUGAAUCUUUGGCCGUUUACUGUCCAUUGGUGCUGAGAACAUUGGUCUCGAGGCCCAGUUGCCUGGAAAAUUUAAUGCGAGUGAUGAAAAAUCUAAACCCUGCUAUAAUGGUGGUCAUUGAAGUCGAAGCGAACCACAAUUCUCCCUCGUUCGUAAGUCGGUUCAUUGAAGCACUGUUCUUUUACAGUGCCUUUUUUGAAUGCAUUGACACUUGCCUGGCGCACGAUGUUGAGUUAAGAACGAAGACUGAAUCUGUGUUUUGCAACGGGAUCCGAAGCAUUGUAGCAAUGGAGGGCAACGAGAGGAUUGCUAGAAGUGUGAAGAUGGAGGUGUGGUCGGCAUUCUUCGCAAGGUUUAGCAUGGUGGAAUUGGGGUUCAGUGACUCGUCCUUAUACCAAGCUAAUUUGGUAAUCAAACGGUUUCCUUGUGCUAGUUCUUGCACACUGGCUAGGACUGGGAAAAGUUUGAUUGUUGGAUGGAAGGGAACUCCAGUUCAUUCUGUUUCAGCCUGGAAGUUUUCCAGAGAUAGAGGGAGGGUAUUUGCAAAAUAUAGGUUCUGA